AUGACUGAUGAAGGAAAAUCAGUAAAUGAUGUUCAAGCCAUGCUGACUACAGAGACUCCACAAGGAAGCUCCCCAGAGUCCAUCAUCCGAGCAGUGGGAGACCUGUUGGGAAAAUCGAUGAGACCUACCAGUGAGAACAAUGUAUUUCGACGUCUGCGGAUGUUCUCUGGAAACCUUCCCACACCGCCAGGAGAGGAGAGCCUUGACCAUUGGCUCGAACAAGCCUAUCUAAUGAUUGAAGAAUGUGACUGCUCUGAACGUGAGAAACAAAAGAGAAUAGUCGAGAGCUUAAAGGGGCCGGCCCUGGAAAUAAUUCAGGCUGUACGACUAAACGACCCAGAUGCUAGCCCUGACUGCUAUGUAAAGGCCUUGGAAAGUGCCUGUGGCACGCCUGUGUCAGGAGAAGACUUAUAUUUUGCCUUCAGGAGCCUUCACCAACAGUCUGGUGAAAAGCUCUCUGACUUUUUAAGGAGGCUGGAACGCUCGUUGAUCAAAGUAGUGCAGAAAGGAGGCCUUCUCAGCCACAGAGCCGAUCAUGCUCGAAUUCACCAACUCAUUAGAGGUGCUACUGACUCUGAUAUGAUGCUGUUACAGUUGAGAUUGAGAGAAAGAAAAGAGAAACCUCCUACCUUCUUAAAGCUCCUAAAUGAGAUUCGUGAAGAGGAGGAAUGUGAGACAGCUCGACGAAAAUUAACUACAACAGUAAGACAAGUACAAGUCAGAGACCAAGCCAAUACCAAAGCUACAGAAGACCAAAAGUUGAAGGCAGAGAUUCAAGAGCUUCGUGCAGAGCUUGGUGAGCUAAGGGAAAAGCAGCAAGACACACACACUGAGCCAAAAUUCAAACCCACCAAGAAAACUAUAGACACUGAAAAAGAAAACGAAGUUCAAAUGUUGAGGCAACAGGUGCUGCAGCUACAACACCAGCUAACUGUGAUGUCUGUAUCUCACAGUCCUGUGACUGCAGACCUUAAAAAGAGGGAUGGGAAGGCCAGACCCAGCCCAGCAGCUAAACCACAUAAUGCCAAAGACUCAGAGAGCUUCUUCUGUUACAGAUGCGGAGAAAAUGGUCAUAUUGCCACACACUGCACAGCCCCAGAGAACAGCCCAAAAGUAAUCCAAAAAUUACUCGGUGCUCUGCGCAAAAGUAAGGAAGAUAAAGCGUCACACAAAAGGUUUGCUGAGUCGAAGCAGGUUGGUCCAGUCUACACACAGCAGCCUCGUAACCUGCCACAAGGACUGGUUGACCCAUCCAUGAUGGCUGAUGGGAAAAUUGAUGGUCAACCCUGUAGAGCCAUUUUAGACAGCGGCUCCAGUCACUAUCAUCUUUGA
Messenger RNA from Amblyraja radiata (thorny skate), 1332 nucleotides. Its product is annotated as paraneoplastic antigen Ma1 homolog. The transcript has a single exon. Bases 1 to 1332 code for a protein of 443 amino acids. NCBI's taxonomy places the organism in Eukaryota, Metazoa, Chordata, Chondrichthyes, Rajiformes, Rajidae. Gene Ontology annotation, molecular function: nucleic acid binding; zinc ion binding. The record is from RefSeq and is a predicted model, not a curated record.